AUGGGGUUGCACACUCCCGACGAACUGAACAUUCUCAAUAAACGCUCACGGGUGUCCAAUUACUGGAGUACCGGUACUAUUUGUGUAUUAACCGACUCCUCGUCAAUGCGUCCGAAUCGUCUAACCCGGCCUAAAAUUUAUUCCGAUUUUUUUUUUUUUUUAGCGAAACUCUGGACUAAUGACAAUGACAGUCCGAAAAUUGCGGGUGGCGGCAACAGUGAACGGGUGUUGUUCCUUCACGGGUUCCAGGACAACUGCGGUUCAUUCGAUCGCCUGAUUCCGCUUCUUGACGGCGGCCAACACUGCACAUAUUUGUCCUUCGACUGGCCGAAUCACGGACGUUCGUCACGCACGCCGUAUGGAGUCCGCUGGUCGCUAGAAGACUAUACGGUGACCAUCCGGCGCGUCGCCGACCACGUACGGUGGUCCGCAUUCGUGUGCGUCGGCCACAGUAUGGGCGGCCAAGUGGCCAAGUUGUUCACAGCCGUCUAUCCGGACCACGUCAAAAAGCUCGUCAUGUUGGACACGGCCGGACCCGUGGAGGUACAUCCCGAAGAGAUCGGCUCUUGUAUUCGACGGGCCUUGGACGAACUGCUGAAACUCGAAAACCGGAAAUUCGCGGGCGAUGCUAAAUACCCACCGCCGGAAUACGCAUAUCCGGAGGCUGUGGCCCGCAUCAAGAACAGGAUGUUCGGUUUGGAGUCCGAGGAUACGUUUAACGAUGACGCCGCAAAAGCGUUGAUGGCCCGCUAUUUUCGACAGAAGGGACAAGGCGGUAAAUAUCUUCUGGCCAACGAUCUGCGGCUUAAAGUAACGUAUAGCGAGUGGUUUUCCGCCAUACAGUUCUGGGACGUGGUGAAAAACAUCAAAUGUCCUACACUCAUCAUUAGGGCAUCCGAAAGCGACGUGUACUACAAUGGUGUGUUCAAGAUAUUCGUCCAUAUAUACGAACAGAAUCCGAAUUUCAAGAUCGUUAGGGUACAAGGCAAUCACGAUGUUCACAUGAAUCAUCCGCAUAGAGUAGCGCCGCUUAUAAACAAAUUUCUAAACAACAAUAGUUUGUGUAAAUUAUAA
Cinara cedri is the source of this 1074-nucleotide messenger RNA. Lineage: Eukaryota; Metazoa; Arthropoda; Insecta; Hemiptera; Aphididae. The record is from the annotation of a GenBank genome assembly.